Galleria mellonella (greater wax moth) is the source of this 1405-nucleotide messenger RNA. RefSeq lists its product as uncharacterized. Bases 114 to 1046 code for a protein of 310 amino acids. The transcript is spliced from 2 exons. The record is from RefSeq and is a predicted model, not a curated record. NCBI's taxonomy places the organism in Eukaryota, Metazoa, Arthropoda, Insecta, Lepidoptera, Pyralidae.
CACGAGCUCACUGUGGUAGGAACAUCUCCAAAAGCGGGGUUGUUCUUAAUCGUUGGAUUUUACCUCGUAGCACUUAGGUCUCGAGCUAAGGAGUCGUUUCAUCCACGCACAAUAUGCGCGCUUUCGUGGUACUCGCCUGUGUGGCGUUAGCCUAUGGUCGUCCCGAACCCCCAGUCGGCUACAGUUAUUCUGCUCCCAGCACUAGAUAUUCUGCUCCUUCUGGCAGCUAUGGAGCUCCAUCAGCUGGUGGGCACAGAGUCCUUUCUGUCAGUGGACAUUCCGGAGGAGGAAUCUCUCUCGGUGGAGGACACUCUGGCGGAAUCUCUCUUGGUGGCGGUCACUCUGGUGCCAUUGGUCUAAGCUCUGGUGGAUUCUCACAUGGAGGAGGUAGCAUUGGCGGCGGCAGCAUCGGCGGUGGAUUGAGCUUCGGCGGUGGCGAUUCCGGUUUCGGCGGUGGAUACGCUGGAGGCUACUCUGGAGCUCCUUUGGUCCAGAAACACAUCUACGUACACGUUCCUCCACCAGAACCUACUGAACAGAGGAUUCCUCGCAUCCCUGCCGUUGCUCCUCCUCAGAAGCACUACAAGAUCAUCUUCAUUAAGGCCCCAACUCCACCCACCCCAGUCGCGCCUAUCAUCCCUGUUCAGCCUCAAAACGAAGAGAAGACCCUCGUUUACGUAUUAGUCAAGAAACCCGAGGAACAACCCGAUAUCGUCAUCCCGACGCCAGCCCCUACUCAGCCCUCCAAACCAGAAGUUUACUUCAUCAAAUACCAGACUCAGAAGGAAUCUGGUGGCGCUAUUGGCGGUGGUGCUAUUGGUGGUGGAGCCAUUGGUGGUGGAGCCAUCGGUGGUGGUGACCUCGGUGGCAUUGCUCUUGGAGGCGGAUCCGGCAUCGGCGGCGGUGCUGGCGGUCAUGGUGGAGAUGACAUUGGAGCUGACUUUGGCGCUAGUGCCGGUGACGAUAGCGGAUCUGACGGUGGUCAUGGUGGCGCUACUAGCUCUCAGUAUGGACCCCCCGGUCACGUGGCGGGACCCCUUCACUAAAAACAAGAAUUUUAAUAAAUCAUAGGUGGUAGGCUGUGGAAUUAUUGGUUUUUGCUGUGAUGAAUUGCCAUUGUGUGUUGUGUUUCAAUCUUAGCACAUACAAAAAGACUUACCUGAUUCCUGCCACCUAGGAGCUGUAACCGUGGCGAACGUCUUGUACAUAGUCAUCUGCCUUGUGUUCGCCAGUAUGUUACAACAAUAUAGGGUAGUUCAUGAUCACAACAUCAUCUCUACUUGUUAUUAGUGCACAGUGUUAAAAAGUUGUACGAAAGGAGGUAAUUUACAGUGACUGUUACGUUAUGUAUUAUAAAUAAUAGCUUUUUUUACUUUUAUAAUAAAAAUAAAAUGUGACGCUUAUU